This is a messenger RNA of Salvia miltiorrhiza (redroot sage), 1351 nucleotides long. RefSeq names its product peroxidase 15-like. Gene Ontology annotation, biological process: response to oxidative stress; hydrogen peroxide catabolic process. Gene Ontology annotation, molecular function: peroxidase activity; heme binding. Lineage: Eukaryota; Viridiplantae; Streptophyta; Magnoliopsida; Lamiales; Lamiaceae. The coding region runs from base 128 to 1123 and encodes 331 amino acids. The transcript is spliced from 5 exons. The record is from RefSeq and is a predicted model, not a curated record.
GCCAUAUAUUGCCUGGAGCUAGCUAGCUAGAUAGUAUUUUUUCUUACUAUAAAAUAUACACAACAUAUUUUCAGUCCUUAUGAUUUUAUUUACACUUAUGCAACUCUCAUAACCAAAUUAAAGCAAGAUGUUGGCUUCUUCGUCUUCGUCAUUUUUGGCGAUUCUACUACUCACUUGUAUUAUAUUUCCUCUAGCUCGAGCUCAACUCAACUCAACCUUUUACUCCCUCACUUGCCCUAAUGUCUCCGCCAUCGUCACCACCGUAAUGCAACAAGCCUUACAGUCCGAUCCUAGGAUCGGCGCCAGCCUCAUUCGCCUUCAUUUCCACGACUGCUUCGUUCAAGGUUGUGAUGGCUCGAUUUUGUUGGACAACAAUAGUAAUAGAAGCAUCCAGAGUGAGAAGGAUGCUGGCCCGAACACGAACUCGACCCGCGGUUUUGACGUGGUGGACAACAUCAAGAUCGCGGUCGAGAGUUCGUGCCCCGGUGUGGUGUCUUGUGCAGACAUUCUAGCCCUUGCCUCAGAAUCUGCUGUUUCCUUAGCAGGAGGUCCUUCUUGGAAUGUGUUGUUGGGAAGAAGAGAUAGUACAAGUGCAAAUCAAGCAGCAGCCAAUACCUCAAUUCCAGCACCAUUUGAAGACUUGAGCAAUCUCACUGCUAAGUUUAAUGCUGUGGGUCUUAAUGUUACUGACCUAGUAGCAUUAUCAGGUGCUCAAACGUUCGGGCGAGUGCAGUGCCGGGUGUUGAGCAACCGGUUGUACAACUCGAGCGGCAGCGGCAACCCUGACCCGACGUUGAACACCACCGACCUAUCUGCCCUCCGCCGAAUCUGCCCGCAAAAUGGCACGGGAUUCGCUGUGGCGAACCUCGAUCCGACAACGCCGGACACCUUCGAUGCCAAUUAUUUCUCGAACUUGCAGGUGAACAGGGGGCUGCUUCAGUCGGAUCAAGAGCUGUUCUCCGCCGCGCCCACGGCUCCGAUUGUCCGCCUGUUUAGCGCCAAUCAGAGUGCAUUCUUUCAGAGAUUUGCGGAAUCGAUGAUCAAGAUGGGGAAUAUUAGUCCUUUGACCGGCUUCAAUAAUGGAGAGAUUAGAGCUAAUUGCCGUAGGGUUAAUGGGAGCUAAUCGUGUUUCAUCAACUAGUCUACUGUCUACGUAUUAAUCCAUAAAUAUGUAUACUGAUCAAUUACGAGAUCUAACAUUUGAUUUUGUUAUAAGAAUUAGUGAUCGAUGCAUGCGCUUGCUCCUCUCUUCAUGAUUGGAUUUCUUAUUUGUUGUUUUCAAGGUUUGGAAAUAAUGAUUGGAUUGCUUUUUUUUUUUUUUAUUGUAUGCGUUACGUAAUUUUGCUUGAAA